AUGUAUAGGAUAUUAAGCCAGAAUGAUAAUGAAUCAAAUGACAACGAUGAGAAAAAUGUAAAAAUCUUGGCAGAUGACGAGGCGUUAGACGCAAAACGUUGGAAGCGACGUCAUGUGGUGGCUGUUUUGGCUUUGCUCGGAUUUGCGAACAUUUAUGCGAUGAGGGCAAAUUUGAGCAUUGCCAUAGUUGAAAUGACAUCAGGAGGGGAGAAAAAAGUCAACGGAACCAUUUUGCAUGUUCAUGGUGACUUUGAGAAUUGGACCCCAAUGACUCAAGGAGUGGUUCUCAGCUCAUUUUUCUAUGGAUACAUUGUAUCUCAAUUACCCGGAGGAUAUCUCGCUUAUACUCAUGGAGCAAAAACCGUUUUCUUUGCUGGCACAUUUGGAACCGCUGUCUUCACUCUUCUCACUCCGCCGUUUGCUCGAAUGGGAUAUGGAAUGCUCGUUUUCGCUCGUUUCAUGGAAGGAUUACUGGAAGGAGUCACUUAUCCAGCGAUGCAUGUCAUCUGGAGCCGAUGGGCUCCCCCGUUAGAACAAACAAAAUUGGCUACAUUUGCAUUUUCUGGAUCUUACUUUGGAACAGUCAUUGCUAUGCCAUUGUCAGCAUACUUGGGAGAAAACUUUGGAUGGCCUAUGAUUUUCUGGUUCUUCGUCUGGUUCAAAACAGUGCAUGAUCGACCAGAGGAUGAUCCAAAAAUCACAACAUCUGAGCUUGCUUUACUACAGCGUGAUGCCUUCAGCCAGAGCCAUUAUAUGGUCCCAUGGGGACAGAUUCUCCGCUCCAAGCCGGUCUGGGCAAUCAUCAUGGCACACAGUGCCCAAAACUUUGGAUUCUACAUUAUGCUAACCAAUUUGCCAAAAAUGCUAAAGGACAUUGCUGGAUACAAUGUCGAAAAAGCCGGUUUUGCAAGCAGCCUUCCGUAUUUCUUGAUGGGAUUUCAAAUAAUCACUGGAGGACAACUAUGCGACUACUUGAGAAAGAAUAAGCAUUACGACACACUCUUUGUGAGAAAAGUGGCAUGUGCUUUAGGAUUUGUGGGGCAAUCAGUAUUCUUAUUCCUCGUCAUGACAACGUCAAACUCAUUUCUCCUCGUACUCUUCUUCUCGAUCUCAAUAGGACUUGGUGGAAUUUGCUGGUGCGGAUUUUCGGUCAAUCACUUGGACUUGGCACCACAAUAUGCUGGACAUCUGAUGGCCGUCUCGAACACAUUUGCCACUAUUCCCGGAAUUUUCGGACCACUUCUUGUCGGAGCAAUUGUAGAGAAUGGAAUUAUCUCGGAAUGGAACGUAAUCAUGUACAUAAUAAUAUCUAUCUACCUGGCUGGUGGAGCACUCUUCUGGAAGUUUGCUGACGCUUCACUACAACCAUGGGCAUCGGACCACACUUCUUUUGUCGGACAGCUUGAAUAG
Caenorhabditis remanei is the source of this 1410-nucleotide messenger RNA. RefSeq lists its product as uncharacterized. Gene Ontology annotation, molecular function: transmembrane transporter activity. Lineage: Eukaryota; Metazoa; Nematoda; Chromadorea; Rhabditida; Rhabditidae. The transcript has 10 exons. Gene Ontology annotation, biological process: transmembrane transport; monoatomic anion transport. The record is from RefSeq and is a predicted model, not a curated record. The coding region runs from base 1 to 1410 and encodes 469 amino acids.